AUGAAUGGGACGAUGCGGACACCCACUUUGACUCCAGGCUGGUGGGAUUCCACGCUCAACAGCGUGUUUGAGCUGAUGCGCUACACUCUGCAGGCAGGUGUGCUGGACACAUACACCGACAGCAACACGAGGGAGCGCAGGCCGUACGAAGCCGACGGCUUCAUCGCCGCUGCAGCCCGCAUCUUGGUCCAGCGUGAGUACAUGUGGCCAAGGCACUCUCACGCAUGGGUGAUCCAAUACCCGACUUCGCCUGUGGAGUGGAAGCAGCUGACACCGUUCUUGGGCUGGCAGGACUACAUGGCCACAGGUCAACCAGACUUGGCGAGGGCUUUCACUGAGACGAUGUACGAUCGUACCAUGAUCUCCUACCUUGAGAAUGGCACCGGCAUCUUAGACACAUCCAAGAUGGGACAGCAUAUUGUGGAUUGGAUGCCCAAAGGACGUGAGGAGGACGAGACCGUUGGUCUCGGGGAGUUCACGGCCAGCAAUCACCACUCUGUGAGCAAUGCUUACUGUGCGCACGGCUUGGAGCUAUUGUCCAAGAUGAUGAAGGCCGCGGGCGACGACGAGAAGGCUGCGGACUUCGGAAAGCAGGCCUCCGACCUGAAGCAGGCCAUCACGAAGUACAUGUGGAACGGAACGGCCUACUGCGAUGGUGUGUGCAGUGAGGUCGGCGGCAAGUCUUUGAUCAUGUCCAACAUGUUCACGCUAUUCUUCGGCAUGGUACCUCCGGAGAAUAUUCCAUCCGUUUGGAAGACCAUCAAAAAUUGGGGAUUGGAGGAGAUAGGUGAUUAUGGCGCAUUCUUCUACCUAGGUGCGUUGAGUAGCAGCUACUAUGCCCCGCUCUUUUCACUUCCAGACGAUGGAUCCGCUGUCUUGACAGCGCUCACUAAGUGCGACAAGUAUUCUUGGUGCUCUGGGCUUAGAGACGACAACCUUACCAUGACGCGCGAGUCUUGGCACGACGGCACAUACUCGCACCCGUGGGGCACAAGUGGAAUGGUCGGCUUCUUCUGGGGUAUCCUAGGUGUCCACCAAACAGCACCAGGCUUUGCUUCUGCGACGAUCCGUCCAAAGUUGGGCAGCCUUACCCACGCAGAGGGUACGGUGCCCACGCUACGUGGCUACAUCAAGGUCAAGGCGCAGCCAGCAUCCGUGGACGUGGAGCUGCCCUGCAACGUCGACGCGACGCUGUGCCUACCACGUAGCUCCGCCGACAAAGCCAUCGCCAACGUGGAGUCCACAACGCUCCUGCUCGACGGUGUUACAGUGACGGCGGUCCAAGAUGGCAAUCAUAUCUGCGCUAAGCAGCCGGUGACUUGUGGUGCUGGCGGAGCGGCGCGUCGGCUCACAUCGUCAGCCCGUGUUCUCUUCACCUGA
Messenger RNA from Prorocentrum cordatum, 1380 nucleotides. NCBI's taxonomy places the organism in Eukaryota, Dinophyceae, Prorocentrales, Prorocentraceae. The record is from the annotation of a GenBank genome assembly.